This is a messenger RNA of Entelurus aequoreus (snake pipefish), 5950 nucleotides long. It is a transcript of the gene vax2, whose product is annotated as ventral anterior homeobox 2. Lineage: Eukaryota; Metazoa; Chordata; Actinopteri; Syngnathiformes; Syngnathidae. Gene Ontology annotation, molecular function: DNA-binding transcription factor activity, RNA polymerase II-specific; DNA binding. The transcript is spliced from 3 exons. Gene Ontology annotation, biological process: regulation of DNA-templated transcription; brain development; neuron differentiation. Bases 659 to 1558 code for a protein of 299 amino acids. The record is from RefSeq and is a predicted model, not a curated record.
AUCAAGGUAAACCAGGAAGUGGCAUCAGUGGUGCCUUCACCAGUAAAGUGGCCCUUCAAAUGCUAACAGUCUGCUCCACCGGCGCUGAAGUGUACGAGUCGACGUUACAGCACAGAGAAAGACAACCAAGUCCGACUUGAGACGUUUUGGUUUCUCUUUGGUCUACAUACCGAACUGGUCCACUUCCUGUUCCUGCCCCGCAACCCCUCCUUCUCGAAUGCAAGAAUUUUAAGUUACAUCAGGAGAACCCCAGAAAAUGACUGACCUACUCUCAAUUUAGUGUGUGUGUGCGUGCGCGCGUGCUUGUGUGUGUGUGUGUGUGUGUGUGUGUGUGUGUGGCACUUCCUCGCGCCAAGGAUCCGGACAGACCCCCCCCCCCCCCCAAUCUAACCCCCCUUUCACCUUCCAGUCUGACUUCCCCGUCCACCUUCAGGCUCCUCCAUUGAGCUGCUCUCCUCGGCACAGCUGCCCAGACCGGACUUCUGCGUCAUGCCGACACACCUGAGGUUCAGUCCGGCUCUGAGGCAGGACGGUUUGCCUGGUCUGUGAGAGGAUCCAGUGGUUCCGUCUAGGAGGAGAGGAGGGCAUGCCCCCGCUCACAAAGAGGACAAGAAGAAGAAGAAGAAGAAGUAUAUAGGCUCACAUCCUCCGCAGCUUCAUGUUCGACCAGGCGGCGAUGGGCGAUCGGAACCACCGCUGUGGACCCAAGCCGCUGUGUCCGGACAGGCUGGACGCCAAAGGCCGGUCCCCGGUGCACAGCUCCUCCGACACCCCGGGGACCUCCUCGUCCACCCCGACGUCUUCCAGCGAGGACGGCCACGACAAACUUUUAGGAGUGGACCCCGAGUACUGCCGGAGGAUCCUUGUGAGAGACGCCAAAGGAACCAUCAGGGAGAUCGUACUACCCAAGGGACUCGACCUGGACCGGCCUAAACGCACACGGACUUCUUUCACGGCCGAGCAGCUGUAUCGUCUGGAGCUGGAGUUCCAGCGGUGCCAGUACGUUGUGGGCCGCGAACGAACUGAACUUGCCCGCCAACUGAACUUGUCUGAGACCCAGGUCAAGGUGUGGUUCCAAAACCGUCGGACCAAGCAGAAGAAGGACACCACCAAGGAUUCGGACAAACGCUGCUCCUCUUCAUCCGAGUCUUUGGCCACCUGCAACAUCCUGCGUUUGCUGGAGCAGGGCCGCCUCCUGUCGGGCCCGGCUCCGCCCCCUAACCCGCUCCUAGGGCCCCAGCCACACCCGGCCAAUGGCGUUCUGCUGAGCAGUCCCAUCGGUGGCUCCUCAGCUUCCCCCGGCCUAAGCGGAAGCAGUCCCUCCAGCUCCCUCGCGGGGGCCGCCUAUGGGUUGUCGCUGCCCCCGCUGGGCGGCACCCCGGUUUCCCCACGGCUAGCCGUCCCACCACCGCAUUCCCUCUGCUUCUCCAUGCCUCUGCUGGGCGGAGCACAUCACGAACUGACCUCCGCCUACAGCUGCGGGUCUUCGGCCUUUGAGCCGUACCUUAGGCUGGACAGGAAGGAGACAGAUCUGGGCGGCAAGAAAACAGUUUCCUAAAAUGACUUCCGGGUUACGGCAAGUACACUACACCAUGGUGGCGGCCGAGCGCUGACAUGUGACUGUCAGAUGAUGAAAAAAAACAAACACAAAAAAACAAACUUGAUGGCACGUUGACACACUUGCGAUGGUGUUUUAAUGUGUGUGAGUGUGUGUGUGUGUCAGGAUAAAAAGAACCAGAAUGCAAUCCAGGACAGAAUCAAAUGUUUUGAUGCUGUCCCAAUAUGGAUGAAAAAAAGUAAGCGUAGCAUUUAAGUGUGUUAUUUAAAAUGUUUGUGGUCCAGCAGUAGAUUGUGUAAUUUCUUGCUUUGCUCGUGUCUUGUGUUUGAACUAACUUAUUGUGGUAGAACCUGGACCAUCUAGCUCUCAUAGUCUCAAUGUAGUCCUGGUCCACUUGGUAGCGUGCCAGCUCCUCCUUCGUGGCGACUUUGCUUUAACGAGCCACACACGGCAGGAGAACACGUUUAAUGUCUGCUAGGGGUGUAACGGAAUACACGCCAUUGUCAUGGUUAGCUACAGGUUAAAGGCCAAGGGAACAAAAUGAAAAAAAAAAAGUCAAACCGCAAAUUUAAUACAGCUUCUCAUAAUAUUACCACCUUAUUCUUGUCCAAAUUGAGUUUGUAUUAAUUACAACUCUUAUCUUGUAAAAUUACAAUAAUUUGUUGGAAAAUUCACAAUUUUUUGGAUAGUGUUCUAACUUUUUUCCCCUCAUUGCAUUAUUUUCUCAUAAUAGGAUUGCAUUUUCUCUCAACGAAGUACAGCUUAGUACAACUUUUUCCUCAUUUUAUUAAGGCUUUAAAUAUUUUAUUCUUUCUUGUAAUUUGUUUACAAUUUUUGUAUAUUCUAACAUUAAUCUUGUACCAUUGCAAUCUUUUUUUUUUGUAAAACAAUUACUUUGUUUUCCUAAUAAUCUGACUUUAAUCUUUUAAACUUGUAAAAAUAUAUCCAAUAGUUUACAAAGCUUAUUUUUAAGAAAUUGCAAGACCCGAAACACCCUAUGACCCCGGGUUUAUCACUGAUGACGUGUCCUAGCAUCACCGUGAGGUGUAUUCAAGUUCUACAGUAAGAGCUUGAACAAUGUGAAUGGUUAUUUUAUUUUUAGUGGAUGAAAGUUUCCUAUGGGCUGAAUAGCAGAAUUAGUAGUUCCAUCUUGUAGCCUUGUCCCUAGUGAACAAUGGUGGCUCACUCCUUUCAUCUUAUCCACUUGUAUUUGUCCUUUUGCUUAUAUCACCGGGAAUGCUAAGUGUUCCGAAAUAGAAGACUUAAACCGAGGAAGAAGGUUUUCAACCUUUGGCUUCUCCUUGGCACUAUAACUAGCCAUGACUAUAGCUAACCAAAGGCUGGACAGCACUGUUUUUGUUUACCGAGUCGACACGUGGGCAGUAAUAGGCAGUUAUACUUCCCGUCCCUCAUUUAAACUGAAUCCCAGUUCUCUCCAUUAACUUCUCGUUUGUCUAGCCCCCAGCCCUCACGUCUCAAAACAAAAGACCAAGACAUAGUGGUGCCCAAAAUUGUGAAUUCUGAAAGUAGAUUUGCUGUAUAAUUGUUUGAGAUGUGUCAACUUGAAGUGAAGUCGGUUUUCUGCUAGUCUGACAACUUAGUUUUCAAGCUACAGCUAGGUCAUAUGUCGAGCGAUUUUUAAAUGAAAAUAACAAUCCAAACAUGGUUAAUGUGAAUUAAUAAAGUAGAUUAGCCGUCUAAUCUUUCAUGAAAUGUACUAAUUGUAGUAAAGUCAGUUUCUGCUCGUCUGACAUUGCUACAGCCGUGCUAGCUAGUUUAUAUGAUGAGCGAUUUUAAAAUGAAAAACAACAUUCAAAACAUGGCUAAUGUGAAUUCUGAAAGUAAAUUAGUUGUCUAAUCGUUUAUGAAAUGUAGCAAAUUAUAUUAAAGUCUGUUUACUGCUAGUCUGGCAACUUAGUUUACGAGCUACAGCCGCGUUAGCUAUCAUGUAUGAUGAGUGAUUUUAAAACAAAAAACAUUCAAAACAUGGCAAUAUUUUUGUGGAGUAGCGAAGGAUUGAAUACCUGAUAAAAUAUGACUGUCAUUACUAUUAAUAUCAAUAACGCUUAUAAUUACUUAUAAUUAUUCAUGGCUCAUGACAGAAAGUGUGAUCGGGACCACGCAUUUCAUUUCGAGGAUUAACUCUCUUUGACACUUAGCCCUUCCGUUAAAUUUAAAGAAGAAUUGGGACACCACUUUCAUGAUGUAAACCCGCAAAACCAAGUGCAAAGGGGUAAGACAAAGGGUAUGGGAGAGAAUUGGGAUUCAGCAUUAAUAAAUACUCUGUGUAAAAUUGGUAUGCCUCUGUACCGACGUGAAUGUUCCAUCCGUGAAAAUCGGAUUACAGACACAUGUACCCUUAUACCCCUGGAUUACAGACACAUACCUUAUACCCCUAGAUUACAGAACCAUGUACCCUUAUACCCCUAGAUUACAGACCCAUGUACCCUUAUACCCCUAGAUUACAGAACCAUGUACCUUUAUACCCCUAGAUUACAGACACAUGUACCCUUAUACCCCUAGAUUACAGACACAUGUACCCUUAUACCCCUAGAUUACAGACACAUGUACCCUUAUACCCCUAGAUUACAGACACAUGUACCCUUAUACCCCUAGAUUACAGACACAUGUACCUUUAUACCCCUAGAUUACAGACACAUGUACUUUUACAGUAUACCCCUAGAUUACAGACACAUGUACUUUACCUCGAUUACAGAUACAUGUACCGUUACACCUAUUUUACAGAUACAUGUACCUACAGUACAGAUACUUGUACCUCGAUUAGAGAUACCUGUGUAUGUACCUUGAUUACAGAUACAUGUACCGUUCCACCCCUAGCGUUUACUGUGGUUUGCAUUCAUAGUGCCACACGUUCCAUUCAGCACUUGCAAAGGAACGUACGUGAAAAUCUUCCCUCCAAAUCAAUGUGUGGUUCAAAGCACUUUAUGUUUGUUUGUCCUCCACUGAACCUGUUUUGAGUGACAGCUUUGUUACCAAGAUCUCUACGAAUGCAGUUUCUUUUCACAAGCCUUACGCCAAGACGUGGCGUGCAAUGGCGAGCCUUCCUUCGAGAAUGAAAAACGUCAGUUUGGCCUCAUUUUGAGCCACACGUCACAUGACUUUUUCCACCGUUUAACGGCUGCAUAUUUUUCUUCUUUUCCACUGUGAGCUCUAAAGAUUUUUUUUCCGAAGAUGCGCAGGCUAUUUUUUUUUUUAUAAAGGUCCUGACACUGUUCAUAAAGACGUGGCUUUUCUGAAAGAUGUUGAAAACAGCUGCAGGCCAGAAAAAAAACACAACAAAAUGGUUCUAGUUCUGUUGGAUUGUCACGUUUGGAUGUGUUUGGCCCGCCGCUAUUGCAACUAUUGAGCUGAGAGGUCCACAGAAUCUGGACUUCUUUGUCCAGUGGCGCCCCUGCUGUGUCGUCACCAAAACAUUCGAGGACACUUCAGCAUGGUACAUAAGAUGGAAUGUUCUUAGACUCACUUUGCUUUGAUGGGGCCGUGCUGGAGCAAAAUUUCCUCCUCCGUCGGCUUCGUCUCGCAGUGUUUCUCUUCAAAUGCGCUUUGUGGAAAAGUAAAAACACACACGAGAUUCGUUCUUCUCCGAGCAGUACACAUCACACUACAGCUGUGUCUCAAAUGGAAUACUUCAGUCAAUACUUACGAUUGAGUCUGUUUAGCUAAUUGGAGAGCGAGCUUCCUCAACUAGUGGGUCCAUGACGAUGACUUCUGUUUUGUUUGAUCAGACGUUUUACUGUCGUCUUACAGGCACCUUUUGGAAACAGUUAAUAAACAUUUGCAAAAUCAUUCCUACCGGUAUACAUCUGCGGCUUUGUUUAUGUAAAAAUAUUUUUUUCUUCUAAAAUUUGGUGGGUUUGGCUUAAAUAUCAGUGCGCUCUAUCGCUUAGAAAAUACAGUAUAUUUUGACAAUGUAAUGCUGUCCCAAAUUCCUUGUCAUCGCUACAGUUAUCGCCAUAUUUAUUAUUCUCUCUUUUCAAUGGUAAAUUGCAACCACUCAAGUUAGUCCCUCCUCUUCCGCUACAAGAUGGCGGCUAUCGAGGGUGUUAAGCACUGUGCACUCACCAGUUUGAGUGUUUUGAGUGCAACAUCCUAGUGCUAAAAGUGAACACACUUCCGCACUCAAGUGUCAGUACGGUAGUGCGCCAAUUGAGACACAUAUUAACUCUUUGUAUUUAAUUUAAAGAUAAAUAUUCUAUACAAAAUGGUAUUUUGUGUGUGAUUGCAGCAGGAAAAAAACAAAACUUUUGUAAAUAUGCUUUACAGUUCUUUGUCUCAUUAACAUUUUGCACUUAUUUAAAGAGGCUUACAUCUGUUUUCUGGGCACAAUCAGCCAAGAUCUUGUACAAUAAUGUAUUUUUAUUCAUAUAAAUA